Messenger RNA from Nerophis lumbriciformis (worm pipefish), 1945 nucleotides. It is a transcript of the gene grtp1a, whose product is annotated as growth hormone regulated TBC protein 1a. Gene Ontology annotation, biological process: regulation of GTPase activity. Lineage: Eukaryota; Metazoa; Chordata; Actinopteri; Syngnathiformes; Syngnathidae. The record is from RefSeq and is a predicted model, not a curated record. Gene Ontology annotation, molecular function: GTPase activator activity; small GTPase binding.
UUGAAGGCACCGUGUGAUCUUCCAGCCGGGGGCAAGCCAGUGUGAAAUAUUCCACCGAGGUCUUAAAGUGUAUCCUUAGCCGCGCCCGGCGGAGAGCUUUCCCCGGACUGUCUAACCAUUUUAACGUGUUUUUUGUUUUUGUUUUACAACACGGACGAUAUCGAUGGAAGGAUAUUGUUGUACGUGUCGGUAACACGGAAGUGGGCAGCAGGUGCACGUGAACGGCGGUAAAAGUCAAACAAAGUUCUCUCCAUAUGGAUACAACACGGGCGGUGUGGUAAUGUAUAUAAAUUACUUUACGCCUUUCAUUUAAAGGGUCGAGUUGAAUAAAAAAAACUUUAUCUAAAAGUGCGUCGGGUCGAGCGAAUUAACGAAGAGGAGUAAAUAAAGACAGAAGAGACCAUGGAGGAGGAGAAGACGACGACCAUGGGGACUAACUUCAAUGGCGGCACAGCCAAAGACAGAGUGGACAGGGUGGAUCCCUACGGUUUCGAGCGGCCAGAAGACUUUGACUACGAGUCGUAUGAAGAGCUGAUGUCCGAGUACCUGGUUGUGCUCACCAAACGCUCCAUCAAGUGGUCCAAACGGCUGAAGGGCAAACGCAAGGUGCAGAGGAACGCCAAAUUGAAGCGUUACAUACGUAAAGGUGUGCCCAAUGAGCACCGGGCCUUCAUCUGGAUGGUGACCAGCGGGGCCCAGAACCAGCUGGAGAAGAACCCAGGCUACUACCAGUCGCUGCUGGCAGCUCAACAUGACACCAAGGUGGUGGAGAGCAUUUCCACAGACCUGAACAGAACAUUUCCAGACAACGUACAGUUUCAGAAGACGUCCAAGACGUGUCUGCAGAAAGCUUUGUACAACGUGCUGCGGGCUUAUGGUCAGCACAAUCCUACUGUGGGUUACUGUCAGGGCAUGAAUUUUAUUGCUGGCUUUCUGCUGAUCAUAACAAAAGAUGAAGAAAAGUCUUUUUGGCUGAUGGAUGCACUCCUUGGAAGAAUAUUACCAGACUACUACAGUCCAGGCAUGUUGGGGUUAAAGACGGACCAGGAGGUGUUGGGGGAGCUGGUGAAGUCCAAGUCCCCCAGAGUGUGGCAGACCAUGAUGGACCAGGGUGUAACGUGGACCUUGGUGACGUCUCGCUGGUUCAUCUGUCUCUACGUGGACGUGCUGCCGGUGGAGACAGUUCUACGGAUCUGGGACUGCUUGUUUUACGAGGGCUCUAAAAUCCUGUUCCGCGUGGCUCUGACUCUGAUCCACCAUCAUGGAGUCAUGAUCCAAGGAGCACAGUCCCUGCCUGAUGUGUGUCACGCCUUCAAGCAGCUGACACACGGCCGCUUGGUGGAGGAUUGUCACACCUUCAUGCAGAGAAUCUUUGCUGAACCAGGAAGUCUUUCGCUCGCAACGCUGACCAAACUGCGAGCGACGUGUCAAGAUCGUAUCAGUCUUCAGGAAGACAACUGACUCUUUUUUUACAUUCCUUCUAACAUUCUUACUCUCAAAUGUACUAUCAUGUACAUGUACCAUUAUUAUCAUGUAAAUAUACAAUUAUGUAAAUAUACAAUUAUUAUCAUGUAAAUGUACAAUUCUAUCAUAUUUCUAUCUACCUGGUGAAAAGGAGCUCAACUGAUUAAUUGUUCCUCUUAAUUAGCACUUUUUCUUCAGACAUGAAUUGUUUUGUACACUUAAGAACAUAUUUGAGUCAUCCAACAUACAUUUCUUGCACAUAAACUGUAAAAGCUGACAUUUCAACAUGGAAUAUAAAAUAUUUUUGCAGAUAUUACGUGUGCACUUUGUUCAAGUGUCAGUGGUCAAAGAUAAGCCUGGGCUGGUUGGUUGUGAUAUUGUGAUUAUUGCCUGAAAAUUGUUUUUAUAUGUAAUAUUUUUAUCAUUAAAUUGAUUUAUAAUUCAUAUGUAAACAUUUUUAUUAAAUUGAGUUUAUGGUUGA